AUCACUUCCUGAUCACCCCAGGACUUUGAUCCGUGAUGUUGAACGGUCUGGUUUCCUUUCAGGAGGACGCCUGCGCAUGACAUCUAUUGAUGCACCUGCAACCCCCUUGAACCUGAAGAUGGAGUACAAGGUGACUGUGGCAGUUGGAACGUCUAUGUAUUCAGGAACCAGAAACUCUGUGUAUGUGACCCUGGCGGGCGAAAAUGGGGAGAGUGAGAAGACUGUGUUGGACAAUUUUGGACUGGAUCUCUCUAAAGGGGCUAAAGAUGAGUACAUUGUGUGCAGUGCUGCCUCCCUUGGCCAGUUGCUUCUAGUAAGGCUAGAAAAGCAAAACUACUGGGUGGAGGACAACUUCUUCUGCCGCUAUGUAACUGUGAAGCCUCCAGGUGGCAGCAGCGCACUGACCUUCCCUUGUUACCGCUGGCUUAUUGGAGACAUGAUCAUCGAGCUGCGAGAGGGCACAGCAAAGAAGCUCAGUGAUGAUUCCUUACCACUGUUAUUGGCACACCGAGAGACUGAGCUCCAAGAAAGACAGAAAAUAUACCGGUGGAAGCAAUUUGCCCUGGAUAUGCCCAGAUGUCUUGAUGUUGAAUCAGAGAAAGAGCUGCCACAGGAUGUGCGUUUUGACAAUGAGAAAAGAAGUGACUAUCAAGCUGCACUGUAUUAUGCGUUGGGUGAGCUGGCUCUAAAGAAACUUGCCAUAAAAUUUGGAGAGUCUUGGAAUGAUCUUGAUGACUUCAAGCGCACCUAUUGGAAAAUUAGAAGUCCCAUUUCUGAGUAUGCAAUGAACCAUUGGACAGAGGACUGGUUCUUUUGCUACCAGUUCCUGAAUGGUCCAAACCCACGCUCAAUCAAACGCUGCAGUGUGCUGCCAGAAAACUUUCCGGUCACAGCCGACAUGGUGCAGAGUGCUCUGGGGGAACACACCUCCCUGGACCAAGAGAUAAAGGCAGGAAAUGUGUACCUAGUGGAUCACGCCAUUUUGGAUGGUAUACCUCCCAAUGUGAUAGAAGGCAAGGCACAACAUGUGACUGCUCCCCUCUGUCUGCUAUAUGACCAUCCUGAGCGCGGACUCAUUCCACUGGCGAUACAGUUGGGACAGACUCCAGGUGUGGACAAACCCAUAUUCCUUCCCAGCGACCCGCCUUUGGCCUGGUUGCUUGCCAAAAUUGGGGUUCGUCAUGCUGAGUUCCAGGUGUUCCAGGUGCUGUCUCACCUGCUGCGCACCCACCUGUUGAUAGAAGUUUUCUGUGUGGCUACACUCCGCCAGCUACCUGCUGUGCACCCGGUCUAUAAGCUACUGACACCUCACCUGCACUACACCCUGGAAAUAAACACUCGAGGACGGGCUCAGCUCAUCUCUUCCGAUGGAGUCUUCCAAAAGGUAUCAUCCACAGGUGGUGAAGGACUUUUGAUCCUGGCCCAGCGUGAGUAUAAGUUUCUGACAUACAGAUCCCUCCAGCCAAACCUGGAUUUCCAUGACCGUGGGGUAACAAAGUUGAAAGGCUACUACUACAUGGAGGACAGCUUGAUGAUGUGGGAUGCCAUCCACAGUUUUGUCUCAGGAGUGGUGUCUCUGUAUUAUGCCAGUGACAAUGAGGUGCUCCAAGACUCUGAACUUCAGGCCUGGAUACGGGACAUUACUCAGGAGGGAUAUGGGGAUAUCCCUCAAUUUGGUCUACCAAGUGAGCUGACAAGCAAGGAGGAGCUGAUCACCCUUUUAAGUGUGGUGAUCUUCACUGCCUCUGUACAGCAUGCUGCCACUAAUAACGGACAGUUUGACUGGUGUGCCUGGGUUCCCAACACCCCCUGCACUCUGCGCCAGCCUCCUCCCACUGACAAGAAUGCAGUCACCAUGGAGAUGAUCAUGAACAGCCUCCCUGAUGUCAGCCAAACCUGUAUGGAGAUGGCAAUCACUUGGCAUUUGGGCCGAUCCCAGCCUGAUGCGAUCCCCAUUGGUCAGUACGUGGAUGAGUACUUUACUGAACCUCGGGCAAAGGAGGUGAUCAAAAGCUUCCAAGAGGAGCUACAGGACAUCGAGAAGAAGAUCAUGAAGAAGAAUGAAGGUCUGGAGUUGCAGUACCUCUACCUGUGUCCAAGCCGUGUAGAGAACAGCAUUACCAUUUAG
Molecule: messenger RNA, 2128 nt
Organism: Conger conger (European conger)
Lineage: Eukaryota; Metazoa; Chordata; Actinopteri; Anguilliformes; Congridae
Product: polyunsaturated fatty acid 5-lipoxygenase-like
Exons: 15
Coding region: 77-2128 (683 amino acids)
Biological process (GO): linoleic acid metabolic process; lipid oxidation
Molecular function (GO): arachidonate 15-lipoxygenase activity; protein binding; iron ion binding
Source: RefSeq, a predicted model, not a curated record